CGCAAGCACGACGCCCGCUCCAGCGCGGCGGGGCCGGGGCGGCGCAGCAGGUACCAUCUGGAAGAUGAAUCUGCACAUUUGGAUGAGAUGCCCCUUAUGAUGUCUGAAGAGGGCUUUGAGAACGAUGAAAGUGAUUACCACACACUACCGCGAGCGAGGGCCACGCACAGGAGAAGAGGCCUGCGGUGGCUGCUGUGUGGUGGCUGGAAGUUCCUCUGUACCAGUUGCUGCGAUUGGCUAGUGAGUAUGUGUCACAGAAAGGAAGAACUGAGAGCUCGCACAGUCUGGCUUGGACACCCUGAGAAGUGUGACGAGAAGCAUCCCAGAAACUUUAUUAAGAACCAGAAAUACAAUGUACUGACUUUCAUACCUGGGGUUUUAUAUGAACAAUUCAAGUUUUUCUUGAAUCUCUAUUUCCUGGUAGUAUCCUGCUCACAGUUUGUACCUGCAUUGAAAAUAGGCUAUCUCUACACCUACUGGGCUCCUCUGGGCUUCGUUUUGGCUGUCACUAUAACGAGGGAAGCCAUUGAUGAGUUUCGGCGUUUUCAGCGUGACAAAGAAGUGAACUCACAGCUGUAUAGCAAACUUACAGUGAGAGGUAAAGUGCAAGUUCAGAGUUCAGACAUACAAGUUGGAGACCUCAUCAUAGUGGAAAAGAAUCAAAGAAUCCCAUCAGAUAUGGUGUUUCUUCGGACUUCAGAAAAAGCAGGUUCCUGCUUUAUUCGAACGGAUCAGCUGGAUGGAGAGACGGACUGGAAGCUGAAAGUGGCAGUGAGCUGCACGCAGAGGCUGCCGGCUCUGGGGGACCUCUUCUCGAUCAGUGCAUACGUCCAUGCGCAGAAGCCACACCUGGACAUUCAUAGUUUUGAAGGCACCUUUACCCGGGAGGACACAGACCCGCCUGUUCACGAGAGCCUCGGCAUAGAGAACACCUUGUGGGCGAGCACUGUGGUGGCAUCAGGUACUGUAAUAGGUGUUGUCAUUUAUACUGGAAAAGAAACUCGAAGUGUAAUGAACACAUCCAAUCCCAAAAACAAGGUGGGUUUGCUGGACCUCGAGCUCAACCGCCUGACCAAAGCACUGUUUCUGGCUCUCGUGGCUCUGUCGGGCGUCAUGGUGACCCUGCAUGGCUUUGUGGGGCCCUGGUACCGCAAUCUCUUCCGGUUCCUCCUGCUCUUCUCCUAUAUCAUCCCCAUAAGCUUGCGUGUGAACUUGGACAUGGGCAAGGCGGCCUACGGCUGGAUGAUCAUGAAAGACCAGAACAUCCCUGGCACAGUUGUCCGGACCAGUACCAUCCCGGAAGAGCUGGGGCGUUUGGUGUAUUUGCUGACCGACAAGACAGGUACACUCACCCAGAAUGUAAUGGUGUUCAAGCGACUGCAUCUGGGCACCGUGUCCUAUGGGCCGGACACCAUGGACGAGAUCCAGAGCCAUGUGGCGCAUGCUUACCCACAGGCGCAGCCCCAGGCCUCUGCGAGCAGCUGCACCACGCCCCCGCGACGAGCCCAGCCUGCGGCCCCCAAGAUGAGGAAGAGCGUCAGCAGCCGCGUGCACGAGGCGGUGAAGGCCAUCGCCCUGUGCCACAACGUCACCCCCGUCUACGAGGCUCAAGCCAGGGUCGCUGGGGAGACAGAGUUCACCGAGGCGGACCAGGACUUCAGCGAUGAGAACCGCACCUACCAGGCCUCCAGCCCCGACGAGGUGGCCCUGGUUCAGUGGACACAGAGCGUGGGCCUCACCCUGGUCAGCAGAGACCUGAGCUCCAUGCAGCUGCGGACACCCGGCGGCCAGACACUGACCUUCUCCGUGCUCCAGGUGUUCCCCUUCACGUCCGAGAGCAAGAGGAUGGGCAUCAUUGUCAGGGAUGAGGCCACCGCAGAGAUCACCUUCUACGUGAAAGGAGCGGACGUGGCCAUGGCCACCAUCGUGCAGUACAACGACUGGCUGGAGGAAGAGUGCGGGAACAUGGCUCGUGAAGGUCUGCGCACCCUGGUGGUGGCCCGGCGGCCGCUGACAGAGGAGCAAUACCAAGACUUUGAGAGCCGCUACGCUCAGGCCAAGCUGAGCCUCCACGACCGGACCAUCAAGGUGGCGGCCGUGGUGGAGAGCCUGGAGCGGGACAUGGAGCUGCUGUGCCUCACGGGCGUGGAAGACCAGCUGCAGGCCGACGUGCGGCCCACCCUGGAGAUGCUGCGGAACGCGGGGAUCAAGAUUUGGAUGCUGACAGGUGACAAGCUCGAGACAGCCACCUGCAUCGCCAAAAGCUCCCACCUGGUGUCCAGGACACAGGACGUCCACAUCUUCAGGCCAGUCGCCAGCCGAGGAGAAGCCCACCUGGAGCUGAACGCGUUUCGACGGAGGCAGGACUGCGCCCUGGUCAUACCUGGGGACUCCCUGGAGGUCUGCCUCAAGUAUUACGAGCAUGAGUUUGUGGAGCUGGCCUGCCAGUGUCCAGCUGUGGUGUGCUGCCGCUGCUCCCCCACCCAGAAGGCCCACAUCGUCCGGCUCCUGCAGCAGCACACGGGCAAGCGCACGUGCGCCAUCGGUGACGGCGGCAACGACGUGAGCAUGAUCCAGACUGCAGACUGCGGCAUUGGCAUCGAGGGCAGGGAGGGCAGACAGGCCUCCCUGGCGGCCGACUUCUCCAUCACGCAGUUCAAGCACAUCGGCCGGCUGCUCAUGGUGCACGGACGCAGCAGCUACAAGCGCUCGGCGGCGCUGGGCCAGUUCGUCAUGCACCGCGGCCUCAUCAUCUCCACCAUGCAGGCUGUGUUUUCCUCCAUCUUCUACUUCGCCUCCGUCCCUCUGUACCAGGGCUUCCUCAUGGUGGGGUACGCCACCAUCUACACCAUGUUCCCCGUCUUCUCUCUGGUGCUGGACCAGGACGUGAAGCCCGAGGUGGCAAUCCUGUACCCGGAGCUCUACAAGGACCUCACCAAGGGCCGGUCUUUGUCCUUCAAGACCUUCCUCCUGUGGGUGCUGAUCAGCAUCUACCAAGGUAGCGUCCUCAUCUACGGCGCGCUGGUGCUGUUCGAGUCGGAGUUCGUGCACGUGGUGGCCAUCUCCUUCACGGCCCUGGUCCUCACCGAGCUGCUCAUGGUGGCGCUCACGCUGCGCACCUGGCACUGGCUCAUGGUCCUGGCCGAGUUCCUGAGCCUCGGCUGCUACGUGGCCUCGCUGGCGUUUCUGAACGAGUAUUUCGACGUCACCUUCAUCACGACGGCCGCCUUCCUGUGGAAAGUGUCGGCCAUCACCGUGGUCAGCUGCCUCCCGCUCUACGUCCUCAAGCACCUCAAGCGCAAGCUGUCCCCGCCCAGCUACUCCAAGCUGUCCUCCUAGGCCGCCGAAAGGAGCCUCACCGGACCCAGCCCAGAGGCGUUCAUGGCAGCCG
This is a messenger RNA of Sorex fumeus (smoky shrew), 3391 nucleotides long. It is a transcript of the gene ATP9B, whose product is annotated as ATPase phospholipid transporting 9B (putative). NCBI's taxonomy places the organism in Eukaryota, Metazoa, Chordata, Mammalia, Eulipotyphla, Soricidae. The transcript is spliced from 29 exons. The coding region runs from base 88 to 3339 and encodes 1083 amino acids. Gene Ontology annotation, biological process: retrograde vesicle-mediated transport, Golgi to endoplasmic reticulum; phospholipid translocation; endocytosis. Gene Ontology annotation, cellular component: plasma membrane; trans-Golgi network; endosome. Gene Ontology annotation, molecular function: ATPase-coupled intramembrane lipid carrier activity; magnesium ion binding; ATP hydrolysis activity. The record is from RefSeq and is a predicted model, not a curated record.